UAGUGAAUCCAAUCGCACAACAACUAGGCUAUGGCAUGUUUUUUACACUUAAAAACACCAACUUUUGUAUGUUAAACUGAGUUUCUGGGUUUCGAAUGUAGCAGAGUUCCAAUCUGACGUCAUAGUACUAUUCGGCCGCGGUUACAGUGCAAACAAAGUAGAGCUUCAGUCCGUCGAGUUCAGAAGGAAAACACAGCGUUUAGCAUUGAUAUCAGACCGUUGAUAUUUGCUUUUUCAAAUCGGAUUUUGGAUAUUUUAUCAAUCUAUUGCAGAAGUAGGCAUAUCAUAGCAGACAUAUCAGAGAAUUGAAUUUUGCUGGUGAUAUUGCUUGGAUUUGCUUGGAUUUUUGGAUAAGUGCCUGUCAAUUGUGAUCCAUUGCGAUCCAUUGAGAAAAUGGCAUUACUGAGCAAACUUGUUGGGUUCUUCAGCUUCUUCUUGUCAAGACAGAGCAGUGAUGGCGAAGGACGUAGCAGCAUUCAGGAGGAGCCCAUCCAGAGACCUCCAGAAGAUACAGACAUUAAGGAGGAGAUGGACUCUGAGGACCGUCUUGUUGAGCUGGAAAUAUCACCAGAUUUCUCCAGUGCGGCAGAACCACUGAUGGUUCCAGUGGAGGAGACUGAAUCCCAAACUCCACAUGGAGUGGAAAUAUUUCCACGUUCCUGCACCGUGGCAAAGCCAUCGUUGAUCCAGGUGGCUCCACUACACUCUCUACCUUGGUUCUUGGUUCAAGAGGCACAUGCUGAGGAGGAAAUACUGCCAUUUGUAUCCACUGUGGCAGAACCAUUGAUGGCUCAGUUCGAAGAUCCUGAAAAGGAAUUGCCAAGCUUCUUCACUGAAGUGGCAGAACCACCGAUGGUCCAGGAAGCACCUUGGCAUCUCACUCCACCUUCUGAGGAGGAAAAAUCUUUCUGCACUGUGGCAGAAACACUGAUGGUCCAGAUGGCACGAGCUGAGCUGGAGCAAGAGCAUCCACCUCAAAGGAGAAAGAAAGAGAGACAGACAUACUCUUACACCAUAAAACUUCCAGGUGCAUCUCCACCACCAACGCCAAAACAUGCUUGGAUUGAUGUCAGUCCUGCAGAAGAUACCAAAGCUGGGGGAGAUAUGAUAAAAGAGAAGAGAGAGUCUGAAGAUAAAACUCUUGUAAUGGAAAUGGAGAGUGUAGAAAUUGUGGACGUGGAUCUGAGACAAGAAAGGAGAAUGAAAAAGGAGCGAAAGAUUGCUUCGAUAGGGAUGGAUGGAGACAGUGCAAAAGCCACACAUACAAAAACAAGACAAGAUGAAAAGAGAAGGCCUGAAAGACGAGCAAAGGUAGAAGAUAGAAAGACAGAGCAGGCUUCAGCUAUUACUCCGGCAAAGGGGGAAAAGACACACGUACAGGAGCUUGAAAGCAGCAGCAAAAUCAGCCAGAAGUCCAGCAGAAAGCAGAAUGCACUUCUUCUCAUUUGUGAAAUGUUACAGAAAAAGGUCACUGCAUUGAGAGAGAAGAAGAAGAUCAGAAGAGAGGAGAAAAAAAAGGCAGUUACUGUACGAAAGAUACGUCAAUGAUCCAGCCAUGAAACACCAGCUUAUCAACAAACACAAGUCGUGUGGCUGCAUGUGCAACAAGAACAUAUGCAAUGGAAAACAUUUAAAGCAAAUAAAACAUAUUUUUAAUAUGUAAUAAAUAUUUCAGAUUUUUUUUCCCCCUUAUCCAACAACUCAACACAACUGUGUCUGUCUGUGAGCGUGUUCAAAAUUGAAAUGGGACCUUUUCACCUGUAACUUCAUAUGUGCACCACUAGAUGUCGUACCUUUCUUUGUGGCUGGAUAGCUUUAUGCUAUUUUUGAGAUAGUUCCACCACUUUGAGAUAGCAUUAUAUAUAGUUUUUUAUUCAUAUUUUAAAUUAGCUUAAGUCAUUUAGUUGUG
This is a messenger RNA of Pimephales promelas (fathead minnow), 1909 nucleotides long. RefSeq lists its product as uncharacterized. Lineage: Eukaryota; Metazoa; Chordata; Actinopteri; Cypriniformes; Leuciscidae. The record is from RefSeq and is a predicted model, not a curated record.